AGUGAAACCUGACGAUCCCAUAAUGCACUUGCAUUCCAAACUCGAUGGACGAAGACUACGACGAAGAGCGUGAAAACGCAAAACAUUUUCAGAAUCAGCCAUACGACGAAGCUUUGGAGGUUCCUGACGGUGAAGAAGUUGCUAGCACAUACUCACCAACUCCACGAGUACACCACCCUUCUGGAGGUAAACUACUGGGAAUACCUGGUAUAGAUCGCCUAGGACGACCAGUUGACAAAAUCAAAAGUGCUGGAUCCACCCCACCAGAAGGCAUGAUAAGUGCAGAGAACUCCGAAGAAGAUGAUGAAUAUGAUGAACAGUUAGCACAGCAACAGCACAUGCAACAAGAAGCUCAACAGUUCCAACAGCAGCAUCAACAGAGAAUGCAACAACAACAACUACAGGCUCUGGACCAACAGCCGAGAAGUGGAAAUAUGCUACCUGUGAAAUCUGAUGGACAGUUUAAUUCGGAGGAUGAAGAAACAGGGUCAGAAACUACCGAGGAAGAUGACGAUGAUGAUGACGACGACGAUGAUGAUGAACAUGUACCAUUAGAAGGAGCUUACGAUCCAGGGGACUAUGAAAAUUUACCUGUAUCGCCAGAGAUCAAAGAAUUAUUCCAAUAUAUCACAAGAUACACACCUCAGUCUAUAGAAUUAGAAAACAAGCUAAAGCCUUUUAUACCAGAUUUUAUACCUGCAGUUGGUGAUAUUGAUGCAUUCGUAAAGAUCAUUCGUCCAGACAGUAAACCAGACACAUUAGGACUGACAGUUUUAGAUGAACCCUGCGCUAAACAGUCCGACCCAACAGUGUUAGAUCUACAACUUAGAGCUAUAUCAAAACAGAGCACAGAUAGAAAAGUGGUUGUUAAAAGUCUUGAGAGUGCAGAAAGGAAUCCUAAAGCCAUAGACAAUUGGAUAGAAAGCAUAAGGGAUUUACAUAGAACAAAACCACCACCUAAUGUUCACUAUUCAAAGAACAUGCCUGAUAUAGAUCUACUUAUGCAGGAAUGGCCUCCUGAGUUUGAAGAAUUACUUAAAGAAGUUGGUUUGCCUACUGCAGAUUUAGACUGUGAUUUAUCAGAAUAUGUGGAAAUUGUCUGUUCAAUAUUAGAUAUACCAAUAUACAAAGGUUCAUCACAACAUAAUUCAAAGAUUCAAGCUCUUCAUGUUUUAUUUACCCUGUAUUCUGAAUUUAAAAAUUCACAGCAUUUUCGUGCAUUGGCAGAUGAGAAUAAACUGGAUAAUGCAUUAAAAGACGAUGAUUAUGGAGGUGGUGGUGGUAUGGGUGGAGAACAACUUAUUCUGUGAUAAAGAACUGUUUUUGUAAUUUAUUUUUGUAUAUUAUUAUCUUAUUGUACCAAAUAAAAUUUGACUGGAACAUUCA
Mytilus californianus (California mussel) is the source of this 1386-nucleotide messenger RNA. Its product is annotated as intraflagellar transport protein 46 homolog. Bases 45 to 1310 code for a protein of 421 amino acids. NCBI's taxonomy places the organism in Eukaryota, Metazoa, Mollusca, Bivalvia, Mytilida, Mytilidae. Gene Ontology annotation, cellular component: centrosome; intraciliary transport particle B; motile cilium. The transcript is spliced from 14 exons. Gene Ontology annotation, biological process: cilium assembly; intraciliary transport. The record is from RefSeq and is a predicted model, not a curated record.